Messenger RNA from Echinococcus granulosus, 408 nucleotides. RefSeq lists its product as hypothetical. The transcript is spliced from 2 exons. The coding region runs from base 1 to 408 and encodes 135 amino acids. NCBI's taxonomy places the organism in Eukaryota, Metazoa, Platyhelminthes, Cestoda, Cyclophyllidea, Taeniidae. The record is from RefSeq and is a predicted model, not a curated record.
AUGACAAUGACUGCACCAAGGGGCGCUGCUUGGAUAGUCACCCCCAACUUGCAAGACUCGUGUGAAUCUUUAGCCUGGAAGUACUCAGUGCAAUGCCCAGAGUGUUCAAAAGCACUAGAGCCAUUCCUCACAAGUAUUCAAAAGGAUACCUCGACUACCAGAAUGCGAGUUGGAACCCGUGAGAAAGAUUUUACAGCCACUCAGUCUGUUAAGAUCGUGAUCGAAGUAGUAGAAGUGGAACCGUCACGACGAAGCAUUAGUUUGCUGUCACGCAUGGAAGUUGUCAUGGGUGUCACGCUGCUUCGCUUAUGCCUAGAGUAUUUACAAAUGCCCAACAUCCUGGAACAGUGUAAAGAUGUCAUCCUUUCAUUCAUGCUAACCAAAUGGUAUCUUAGUUUAAGACCUUAA